Elgaria multicarinata webbii is the source of this 403-nucleotide messenger RNA. Its product is annotated as protease inhibitor 4-like. Gene Ontology annotation, molecular function: serine-type endopeptidase inhibitor activity. Gene Ontology annotation, cellular component: extracellular region. The record is from RefSeq and is a predicted model, not a curated record. NCBI's taxonomy places the organism in Eukaryota, Metazoa, Chordata, Lepidosauria, Squamata, Anguidae. The coding region runs from base 14 to 403 and encodes 129 amino acids. The transcript is spliced from 3 exons.
AGCCGGCCUCAUCAUGCGUUCUGGUGGCUUCCUCCUCCUUGUGGGUCUCCUUGCUUUCUGGGCUGAGCUGAGGCUCAUCUCUGCUGUUCCUCCUCCAGCUCCUUGCCACCUCCCUGCGGAUGUUGGACCUUGUAAAGCAUUCAAAGUCCGUUAUUUCUACAACCCAGCUUCCAACAGAUGUGAGACGUUCAUUUAUGGUGGCUGCAAGGGGAACAAAAACAAUUUUGAGACUCUAGAGCAAUGUCAGAAAACCUGUGUAGUUGGAAAACCUGGACUCUGCCCCAAGCCUCCGAAAGACAUCAUAACAACAUGCGAUGUAAAAUGCAAGAGUGAUAAGGCGUGCCCAAAGGAUCAGAAGUGCUGCCCUUAUGGAUGCACAAUCCAGUGCUCCAAUCCCAUCUAA